AUGGCUGAGAACUUAGAUGACCUAGAAGAUCUAGCCGUACUUGCAUUGUUACUAGACGAAGAAGAAAAAACAAAGAAUAAUACAAAACAAAAAAGACUUUGGGUUCACGACGUAUGGAAAAAAAGAAAAACAGAAGGAGAAUUUGCCACUUUAUAUAAAGAACUAGUUGAUCAUGAAACGAAAUUUUUUGAAUAUUUUCGAAUGCCACAAUACAGUUUCAACGUAUUGUUGCAUAAAAUUGAAAAUGAUAUUAAAAAACAAGACACUUUUUGGAGAGAGGCCAUAAUACCAAGAGAACGACUGGCAGUUUGUUUAAGGUACGUGUACAAUUUUACUAUGUAUAUGGUAAUUUAUUUUUGUAAAUUUAAUUAA
Molecule: messenger RNA, 372 nt
Organism: Macrosiphum euphorbiae (potato aphid)
Lineage: Eukaryota; Metazoa; Arthropoda; Insecta; Hemiptera; Aphididae
Source: the annotation of a GenBank genome assembly